Helobdella robusta is the source of this 350-nucleotide messenger RNA. RefSeq lists its product as hypothetical. The annotation marks the transcript as partial. The record is from RefSeq and is a predicted model, not a curated record. NCBI's taxonomy places the organism in Eukaryota, Metazoa, Annelida, Clitellata, Rhynchobdellida, Glossiphoniidae. The transcript has 3 exons.
AUGAAGAACAGCAAAGUCAGUCAAGAUACUAAGGAUGAUUUAAGCAGUAAAGAUGAAGAACAUUUUAACAAUGAAGAAGAAAAACAAGAUUCUGACAGUGAAUUUCGACAGUCAGCCAAAGGUCAGUCAUCAUGUGACUUUAUUACUGGCACGUGGAGUGACAUCUGGUUUUCUGGUCAGUUGACACUUGCCAUUGGAUUUGGCACGUGGAGUGACAUCUGGUUUUCUGGUCAGGUUUAUAAUCAGGAUAACUACACAAAUUUGGCAGCCGUUUGCAAAGAUCACUCAAAGACAAUAAAGACUUUAAGGACUUUUUGGUCGGUUGAGCCGACUCCAAUCUCAACUCAAAG